CGGCCGCAGGUGUUCCCGCCGGGAGCGGCUCCUUCCCGCAGCGCCCUAAAAUCCACCCCCAAAAUCCUGCGACAGCCGCGCGGCUCGGAUUCCCCCCUCCCCGUCGCUGCCCGCUACAAGCGGUGCCAGGGCGGUUCCCUGGCAACGGCUGGGCCGAAGGAAACCUGGAGCAGAAGCCGCUUGUCUGUUGCUGUUGGGUUUGUUGGAGGCUGUGGUUAACCUGCCUGGUGGUGCUUGCAGCAGUAGGUGUAUGCCAGCAGACGGUGACUUCCAGGAGCAUCUCUCUGUUUCUCGUAAGGAGGUUCUAUAACGAUGAUAUAAUCGGGAUCUGCUGUUACUUAUUUACCUAAAGAAUUUCCUGUUUUGAUCUAUUUCCUGAAAGAAAUGAAGAAAGGACCAGAAAGCGGAGCGUGUCCCUUUGCAGCCGUAGGAAAUUUAGUGGAGUCAAAUCCAGAUGAUAACAGCAGAAAUGGAGCCUCAGCGAAAGACAAAGAUGUGCUUUUCUCUCCUGGAGAACUGGAAAACACACAGCUGAAACCUAGCAAAGAAACAUCCAGAAAAAAACUCUGUGGCUAUUUAAAUAAACUGGGCAUCAAGGGGCCGAUCAAAACCUGGAAGUCUCGCUGGUUCUUUUAUGAUGAAAACAAAUGUCACUUACUAUACUACAGAACUGCCCAGGACAUUAACCCUUUGGGGUCUAUCGAGCUCUCCAGCGCCAGCUUUGACUGCAAAAUGGAAAAUGGAGAAGGGAUUUUUGAGAUCAGAACACCAAGCAGAGUUUUUACUUUGAAGGCAAUCAGCAAGCAGGCAAUGAUGUACUGGCUGCAGCAGCUGCAAAUGAGACGUUGGGAAUUUUGCAACACUAAGAGCAGAUUUCCUGUGGGCAGCUCCCAGCUUGUGAAUGAGCCUCUAGCUGGCAGAACAAAUGUAGUUGACAAUGAAGACUUUCUGCCAUUGGUGAAAACACCAACAGAAGCAGUGGGUUUAAAGGCAGCAUCCUUGCCUGCACCCCAAACAUCUACUGCUUUGCAGAACAUCUCCCUUAAGCACCCUUGGACAGAGAUACAAAACACUGUCUACAAUAUUUGUGGCUCCAGACAGCUCUGGGGGAACAAUGAUAACGUCUUCAGCUUCGAUGAAUUUCAAGAGCAUCCUGCGAGCCUGGAUGAGGAACAAGAUGCGGAAGUGGAGGCAGGGUGUGCAGUUAAGGAAGGGACCCUGGAGGAUGGGAGGAUGGAGCCCAGGCUGAACUGGAUUAGGAAAGCCAGGUGGAAGAACAGUGGCUUCCCGGGCUCACAUGAAGAGCUGUCCAGGGAGAGGAACCCAAUGGAUAAAGUGAGUGUUCUACAGCAACAGAUCCUGACGCUGACAGAGGAAGUCAAGUCACAGAAGGAGCUGGUUAAACUUCUCCACAAAGCUCUGGAGGCAGCCCAGCAGGAGAAGCGAGUAUCUAGCAUGUAUCUCACUGCAGCAGAAGAUAAGGACAGGCUGGAGCUGGUGCGCCACAAAGUGAGACAAAUCGCAGAUCUGACUAGUCGACUGGAAGCUCUUGAACAAGAAAAGAAGGAACUGGAGCAGAUACUGACUUUGAGAGACAGCCACAUCCAGGAACUCCAGGAACAUGUGCAGCUUCUGAUGGAGAAGAACCACGCCAAACAGGAAGUCAUCAUGGCCUUGACGGAACAGAUGGCCCGAGAGCUCUCUGACCCCCUGCAAGAAGACAACACUGUCACUGCAGAGACAUUGUAUAAGCAGCAGGAGGAGAUUGAGCACCUGAAGGACGAUAUAGAUGCGUACAAAACCCAGAACCAAUUUCUCAAUUCGGAGAUCCACCAGGUUACUCGACUCUGGACAAGUGUUGCUGAGAAUGAAAAAGCUCUUCUGAUGAAGUGUGCCUGCCUGCAAGCAAGAAACUGCCAGAUGGAGAGCAAAUACCUGACAGUCUUGCGGAAGCUGCAGGAGGCUGUGCCUGGCCUGCCCAGCUCCUAUGCUGAGUUGGUGAAGAAUCUCAUCCAGGAAUCACUCCAGUGGGAUGUGAAGGAAGAAGCAGAAGAAGGUUUUAACUUGAACCCUGUCAGCGAGUAUGAUGAGUAUGGGUUUAUGACUGUACCUGACUAUGAAAUUGAGGACUGGAGACUUCUGGCCAAAAUCCAAGCCCUGGAGAUAAAGUCCAACAAACUGCGGAGCCAGGAAAUUGUGGAGAAGCCCCUCCGUGACAGGUGGAACAGCCUUGUGGAGCUGAACCCCUCAGCAGAGUUGAAGAGCCUGAUCCGCAGCGGCAUUCCGGUGGAGCAUCGGCAGCGGGUGUGGAAGUGGAUUGUCAGCCGGCACUGCAGCCGCCUGCCUGACCACUACCAGCGGCUGCUGCAGCAGAGCAGGAGCACUGAGCACCCUGCCUGCCGCCAGAUCGAGCUCGACCUGCCCCGCACGCUCACCAACAACAAGCAUUUUUCCUCUCCCACCUCCCAGCUCAUUCCCAAGCUCCGGAGGGUAUUGCUGGCAUUCUCCUGGCACAAUCCUGCCAUUGGAUACUGCCAGGGACUGAACAGGUUAGCAGCUGUUGCUCUCCUGGUCCUGGAAGAUGAGGAAAGUGCUUUCUGGUGUCUAGUCCAUAUUGUGGAGAACCUAAUGCCAGCAGACUACUACAGUGACACACUGAUAACCUCACAGGUAGAUCAGAGAGUCUUCAAAGACUUCCUGUCCGAGAAGCUGCCUCGCCUCAUGGCUCAUUUUGAGCAGUAUCAGAUUGAUGUGUCACUCAUCACCUUCAACUGGUUUCUGGUGGCCUUUGUGGACAGCCUGGUCAGCGACAUCCUCCUGCGAGUCUGGGAUGCCUUCUUGUACGAGGGAACUAAGGUCAUUUUCCGCUAUGCUCUUGCGAUUUUUAAAUACAAUGAGGAGGAAAUCCUGAGAAUUCACGACAGUGUGGAGAUCUACCAGUACCUACGCUUUUUCACAAGAAUGAUUAUGGAUGGCAGGAAGCUGAUGAACAUUGCCUUCAACGACUUAAACCCCUUCCCCAUGAAACUGCUGAGGAACCGUCGGUCAAUGCACCGGGAAGAGCUGGAGGCAGAGCUGUGCGAACUGGAACAGAUCAAGGCAGCCUAUGUAAAAGAGAGAGCAGAGCAAGGGCCUCAGGACCCGAAGGAGGUUGCUAGUGAAGAGGAGGAAGAGAUUUAGCAAAAAUGGAGUUGGUCAUCACUUCCCUUCCGUCUUGCAGAAGGGCAUCAGUAGCAACUGUCUGUAAGAGAUGGACCAGAGGGGGAAGAGUGGUCACAGCAGGAGCUUCUCCUCCGCCCCAGGAAGCAAGGCUGUAGUUACAUGACCAUCUGGGGACAAAUUCCUUUGUAACAGAUUGGAAGGUGUCAGAGGAGUUUUAUUCUCUUCUGUACUUCUCCCCAUUCAGCCCACCCUGUACAGUACAGUUCAGGAUUACAGCUGAGGGUGCAUAGGAAAUAUCAGUUGUACCAUGACUGGAAUUGACAUGGUGCAAAAGACCCAACCAGGCAGGGCUUUUCUACAUUUUUCCAGUGGAGGCUUGAGCGAGAUCUUUAUGUACAAGUAAAAUCCCUGGAAAUAAUGAAUUGAGAACCCUCCCUCACUGGUACCUAAAGCUUCUGAAUUGGUUAGAAAGAAAACCUGCUCUUUGAAGGCUUGGUGCCUUCAGUGGCUAGCCUGCCAUCAGAGUGUUUGUUUAACAUUGCAGUUACUCAGUCGAGACAGUGUCCAGAUAAGUGUUGGGUCUGAGGAAGUUCUGGAAGCUGGAGUACAUCACCCCAUGGGAUUCAGGCUCAGACAUGGGAAAUGGGUUGUGCGAGAGUGGAGUUGUCUCUCCAGUUUGGUUCCCAUGGAAAUCCAUGGGAACACAAGACGUGUCUCCCUGUCUGGCUGAGAAAUGCUGGGAGCUCUCUCUCCUUUUUGUUUAGCUUUGAGCAGAGCCAUCUAUGGAUUGGCCUGACCCUGGCAGCAGUCUGCCAUCUGGAGGUGAGUUUGCUCUGUAGAGGAACUCUCAUCUUGGUGUGAAACCAACCACAGCCUGGCUUCAGGCAGGGCCUAAUGUUACAGAGACUUUUACUGGGGAUGACUGGAUCUUCUGAUGGCCUCACACUCGACCAGGAUGAGUGUGUAGCCAUCUCUCUCUGCCUCACAGUUACGGUUUUCCUGUGCUGAUAUCCUUGUCUCUGACUCCUAUUCAUAAUGGAGGGACAUAGUCUUUUCUGUAGGAUUUUUCAAUACUGAAGGUGUUUUUCCCCUGGCUUAUGGCACUCUGGGAGUGAACCUGCAAACCACAGGGACUAGGUCACAAAAGUUGUCCUGAUAUUCUUUAGAAAAAUCAUUAAUUUUCCCUGAACCCAGGUCUAGUACACAGAGAUGCCCUAUCUGCCUUUGGGAAUGGGGUCUGAUAGCGUUCUCCCUCGCCUCCCAGGCUCGCCCAUCCCCUGGGCUGGAUGCCCUGCCUGUGCAGCUCAGUCCUCCAUAGACCCAGGAGCAGUCAAGUGCUUUAGAUAAAUACAACUUCGUUUCCCUAACACAAUGCCAGAUGCUGCAACCCCACUUUCCUGCUGAGUGGUGCUUUAUUCCAGGUGUGCCUGCAGUGCUGGCACCGACAGCAUGCAGCAGAUUCUGCUGCUGUAGGUCUGCCUCAGCUCUGCCUUAGGCACAACUGGACAAGUCAACCAGCUUCAGUGAAUUAUAGAAGACCAGGGGAGAGCUGUGGAGGCCAGCCACGCAGUACAGAAGUAAUCAAAGUGGAAAUGAGGUUUUGGGAAGAGCGGAUACAUCCCCUGCAUGCCACUGAGAGCUGCACACAUUGAAAGUGUGGGAUGAGAAGAAAAUGUUACUGGAAUCUUACAACAUCUCAAAAAAUGCACUUACGCCACCUAGCUAAGGAAGCCUAAAAGGUUUUUCCUCACAGAUGAUAUUGCUAAUCUAAUUUACUCAUACUGUUAUGUGCAUGGGUGUGCACAAAUACAGAUUUUUGCUACUGCUACAGACAUUAUCUUUUAAAUCAAGACCAUGAAAAUUACAAGUUCACUUAAAAUUUUAUUUUUCCUAGACCUUUCUGCAACAGCUUAAAAAUCUUUUCUCCUGACUUGCCCUUAUGUUUAUUAAAAAAAGCAUUUGAAACACGUAUUAUCAGACCAAACCAUAGCUGGAUGUAUCUCUGUGGUAUAUAAUAUACUUUGGUCCAUGUUAAAAAAUAAACUUCUCUGAAGCA
Molecule: messenger RNA, 5218 nt
Organism: Myiozetetes cayanensis
Lineage: Eukaryota; Metazoa; Chordata; Aves; Passeriformes; Tyrannidae
Gene: TBC1D2
Product: TBC1 domain family member 2
Exons: 15
Coding region: 385-3180 (931 amino acids)
Source: RefSeq, a predicted model, not a curated record